This is a messenger RNA of Syzygium oleosum, 1859 nucleotides long. RefSeq names its product SNF1-related protein kinase regulatory subunit gamma-like PV42a. The record is from RefSeq and is a predicted model, not a curated record. Lineage: Eukaryota; Viridiplantae; Streptophyta; Magnoliopsida; Myrtales; Myrtaceae.
CACGUAGAUACUGGGCUAAUUAGAUCCAUUAACGAUCCUGCUACUGAGGAUUUUCCGGGUAUGCUUGAGUUGAAUUUUGAAACCAGCAUACAACACCGAGAUCGAAUUUAAAUCUUUCUUGAGACCUGUACCGACAAGGCGCAGUGUUUCAUUUUCCCCUGCAAACCUACGUGGCAAAGGCUAAGCACAUCCAUGCAAGUCAUCUUGAAUCGAGUCUCGACACGUACGUAGUAACACGACAUAGAGGCAGUCUUCGUUUGCACUUUAUCUCAUGUCCUCCUUCGAUGCUCGAACCAACCUCCUUUGUGUACUCACAAGUUCGGCGACUUUGCAAAAAAGAAACCGAACCCAAAGCAAAAACAAUGGCACAAAUCAGCAGUGCGUCGUCACCCAGGCCACUCGCGACCGAUUCAAGCCAGCCCUUGAGAGACAAGAAAGUGAAGGACAUGGUCGUCAACGCGAGGCGGCUUGUGGAGGUCCCUUACACGGCGUCGUUCGCCCACACCAUGAACGCGCUAGUGGUGAACAGCGUGGUGGCACUGCCCGUGGCGGCACCACCUGGCCAGUGGAUCGGCGCGGGCGGGUCCAUGAUCAUGGAGUCUGACAAGCAGACAGGCACCAUCAGGAAGCAUUACAUAGGGAUGGUGACCAUGCUCGAUAUACUCGCCCACAUCGCCGGAGACGACCAGGUGAAUGGCGGCGGCAGUGGUGACGGGUCGUCGGAUCUCGAUCAGAAGAUGGCCGUUCCGGUGUCUAACAUCAUAGGACACUGUCUUGAGGGUCUCAGCCUCCGGACUCUAAACCCCAACACAAGCAUCCUAGAUUGUAUGGAAGUGUUCAGCAAAGGCAUACACCGAGCCCUGGUGCCACUAGACAGCCACAUGGAGAACAUUUCAGGGGUCGAGCUCGUGGAGUCAGCGUCGAGCUAUCGGAUGCUCACGCAGAUGGAUGUGCUCAGGUUCCUGAAGGAACACGAGUCCGUGACCGCGGCCAUCCUGUCGCAAUCCCUAGAGCAGCUAGGAGUGAUAAAUAGGAAUGUCUUCGCCAUAACCGACAGACGAGUCAUUGAAGCCAUCAAGUGCAUGAGGGCUGCUCUGCUCAAUGCUGUCCCAAUCGUGGCUUCGGGUGUUCUUGAGGAGGAAGAUCACAGCCAACUUGUGGAUGGAAGAGGCAGGAAGCUCAUAGGCACGUUCUCGGCAACAGACCUGAGGAGGUGCCACGUUUCCGCGCUGCAACCGUGGCUAUCAGUGACCGUGCUCAAGUUCACGGAGAAGAUAUCGAUGAGCCCUAUAUACUCGACUCCUAGCGAGGGGGUUCCUUCAAGGGAGCUCGUGACUUGCAGGGACGACACCCCGCUUGCCGAGGUGAUGGACAAGGCCGUGGAUAAACACGUGCAUAGGGUGUGGGUGGUGGAUCACCAGGGUUCACUGGCCGGGCUCGUGUCCGUCACGGACAUGAUCAGAGUCCUCAGGGCUUCACUACUGUCUGCUUAGCGCUUGGCCCCUGUCCAACAUUUGCGGGUUUUUUGCAAUGCUAGUGAAGAUUUUUCUGGCACACGGCUUCAGUGGCAAAUUUCAGGUUUUUUCGACUGAUUGGAAGCUUGAUGUUGACCAUUGGAAAGCUUCACAAGAAUCUCUCUAUCCUGUGCAGGUCAACCUGUCAACCUUAGAAGCAUGCUGUGUCUUUUGCAUUUUGACCUUCUAGGACUAUAAAGUCCAAAGCUAGCCAAGUCCAACCCUUUUGGAGGGUCGUAAUCCUGCAUGCGUUUCAUGAUUUGUCAAAGGAAAGAAACGGAAAACUUCUCGGUUUCGUUUAUGAUAGCAACAUGUAUCUGAAUUAGGUGGUACGACCGAUUGGAA